GCACGAUUAUUACGUCUUCAAACGGAAGCAAAGGAGAUUUCCAGAAAAGACUUGUGGAGCCUAGAAACGUUGGUCGUACUUUUUCGUACUGCCGUGGCUUCUUGGUUUCCUUUCAGAAAACGUACAUCAUUUCUAAAGAGGGUAUAGCGUAUUUUACAAUUCGUAUCGUGCUUUUCGAGUUUAAAGCGUCUGGGCUCGUAGUAGCACGCAGAACUAUAAGACCAUCAGCAUGACGACCAUUGACUACAGCGUGUGGGACCACAUCGAGGUGUCAGACGAUGAAGACGAUACACACCCUAACAUCGACACGCCAAGUCUUUUUAGAUGGAGACACCAGGCGCGAGUGGAACGGCAGGAGGCCUUCCAGAAGCAGGGGGAAGAGCUGGAGAAGAGUCUGGCGGAGAGCAAGAAGAAACUGACGGAGGCCCAGAAAAAGGUCCGUGAGCUGGAGGGCGCGACCACGGAUGAGGCCAAGGCGGACCUGGCCAAGGCCCAGGCGGAGGAGAAGCAGGCCAGGAAGGAGGAGCGCUCCUGGGAGAAGAAGGUGGACGAGUACCGGCGCGAGGAGAAGAAGCAGCCCUGGAACGUGGACACACUCUGCAAGGAAGGGUUCAGCAAGAGUGUGGUGAACGUCCUCCCCGAAUUAAAGGACCAGACGGAGGAGGAGAAGGAGGAGAAGCACAAGACCUUCGUGGAGAAGAACGAGAAACAGAUCAAACACUUCGGUAUGCUCCGGCGCUGGGAUGACAGCCAGAAGUACCUGUCGGAUAACUCCCACCUGGUGUGUGAGGAGACUGCCAACUACCUGGUGAUCAUGUGCAUCGACCUGGAGGUGGAGGAGAAACACUCGUUGAUGGAGCAGGUGGCCCACCAGACCAUCGUCAUGCAGUUCAUCCUGGAGCUGGCCAAGAGCCUCAAGGUCGACCCCCGCGGCUGCUUCCGCCAGUUCUUCAGCAAGAUCAAGACUGCAGACCAGCAGUACCAGGACGCCUUUAACGACGAGCUGGAGUCGUUUAAGGAGCGUGUGCGUGGGCGGGCCAAGAUCCGCAUCGAGAAGGCCAUGAAGGAGUACGAGGAGGAGGAGAAGCAGAAGAGACUGGGCCCAGGAGGAGUGGACCCGGUGGAGGUGUACGAGACCCUGCCCGUGGAGAUGCAGAAGUGCUUUGACGAGAAGGAUAUCCAGUUGUUGCAGGAUGCUAUCAGCAAAAUGGACCCAACGGAGGCCAAGUACCACAUGAAGCGCUGCAUUGACUCCGGGCUCUGGGUGCCCAACUCGCGGGUGGACCUCGGCGUCGAUGACGACGACAAGGAGGACGACGACAAAGACGACGAGCCAAAGUACGAGGAACUGAAGAAAGAAACGGCAGGAGAAGAGAAAGAGGAGAAAUUACUUUGACUUCUGAAACCCUCCGACACCCAAUCCCCCUCCCCAUCACCCCCAUCCUCUUUCCAACCCCCCCCCCCCUUCAAUCGCAUCCCUUUACCCCUAGUUCAAACCAAAACUACAUUUCCCAGAGUGCUCUCCUUCUCCCCACACUUCCUUGUCCUGUAUUAUUAAAAAAAGCUAAGUUAUGAUUUGAAAAUGCCACUGGUGCAGUGGUCAGUCAGAGGGCAGCCCUCAUCGCUCUGACCUCUGACCUCGCGAAAUGCUCCCAAUGUAAACCAGUCAAAUUGAGAUGGAGCAUUGGUUGACCAUAGGCGUUAUGAGUUUGUGCCGAACACGGCUUAAUUAUAUAGGCCUCAAGAUGAUUCACUGUAGCUAAGCUUAAAUGUGUCCAGUUCUACAAGGCUUCAGCUAUGCUAAGUGCAGACUUUAACUUAUGAGUUACUCUCCCAGUGAUGAACUGGUGCAGAUUGAGUGUUGAUAGAAACAGACCAUUCUCAGGCGUAGUGGCGGUUUUGUAGGUGUCGUUAGCGCUGCUCCACCUUUAUGCGAUGCUAGGUUCUGUAUUAAUCAAACUGUUGUAUCUAUGGUGAUAUCGCCGAGGGUGCAAAGUGAAGUGCAUUGGCACAAUUUUUUUUCUCUCGUUAAAGCAGGAUGAGGAAAUGUGAUUAUCAGCUUUUGGAGACGCUCUCUCUCUCUUUCUCUCUCUCUAUCUCGCUCUCUCUCACUCUUUCCCUCUGUCUCAUUUUCUCUCUCCCUCCCUCCCUCCCUCUCAUUCGACCCGUAAUCCUGUUUGUCCUGCAUGGCUGAUGCCGCACUCCCUACCAAACCACCGCCCCACCUUCACCACACACACACACACACACACAUCCUUCUACCCCUUAGCCCACACUUAACCCCACUGUCUCCCCUUCCCUUAGGUGCACAAUGCCAUUUGCAGUUUAUUCUUCUAGUUAAGUUUCUUUUUUUUCCCCUUUUGUUAUAGUUUUUAAGUAUAUUAGGGUUUUCUUUGUGUUUUUUUUUUUUUGUAUUACUGUGAUUGUCACUGUCGGUUAAAAAAAGAGCUGAGUUCCGAGGGGUGCCUGAACGAUGAUGUCAAAGCAGGUGACCUGUGACCUGUCCACAUUGCAGCCACGUUGGCGCCACAAAGAUGGUUGGAUUGUCUGAGAGAGGUGAAAACAGAAGCAUAACGGUGUGAAUGUGAAGCCCUCGCCCUUCCUCACCCCUCCUUCGUCAUCUUCAUCACCAAGACUGACACUCGGCCAUGUGUUUCGCAGAUGACCUCUUUGACCCCUCACGGCCGUCACCCACUACCCCCCACCCCCCCGGCUCAUUUUAACACCCCCUAGGCCUCACCCUGCACCCAACCCCACAUCUUUUUACCAAGACUCGUGUGUUUGUCUCUCAGUAAAGGUUCUGCUGUAUAAAACUA
This is a messenger RNA of Clupea harengus (Atlantic herring), 2816 nucleotides long. It is a transcript of the gene cdc37, whose product is annotated as cell division cycle 37 homolog (S. cerevisiae). The record is from RefSeq and is a predicted model, not a curated record. Gene Ontology annotation, molecular function: protein-folding chaperone binding; protein kinase binding; heat shock protein binding. Gene Ontology annotation, cellular component: cytoplasm. NCBI's taxonomy places the organism in Eukaryota, Metazoa, Chordata, Actinopteri, Clupeiformes, Clupeidae. Gene Ontology annotation, biological process: protein folding; protein stabilization.